CAUUCUGAUUUUUUUUUUCUUCCCUUGGUGCAGUAUGGGUGGUAAAAUUCCACCUGCUCCACAAAAAGCAAAAUCAGAAGAAAGAAUCAAGGAGGAAAAAACUGAAAGUAAGAAACCAGAGGAACCCCCAAAGCUAGAAGAGCUAGAAAGUGAGGAAAGUGACGUAGAGAUUGAUAAUGAAGGAGUGAUUGAAGCAGAUACUGAUUCCCCUCAGGAAAUGGGAGAUGAAAAUGCAGAGGUAACAGAUGAGAUGAUAGAUCAGGCUAAUGAAAAGAAGGUGGCAGCCAUUGAUGCCCUCAAUAAUGGUAACCUGGAGUCAGCCAUUGAAUUAUUCACAGAGGCCAUCAAACUAAACCCCCGUUUGGCUAUUUUGUAUGCUAAGAGAGCCAGUAUCUUUAUAAAACUGCAGAAGCCUAAUGCUGCUAUUAGAGAUUGUGACAGAGCUAUUGAAAUAAACCCAGACUCCGCCCAGCCCUACAAAUGGCGAGGCAAAGCCCACAGACUCCUUGGCCACUGGGAGGAGUCCGCCCGGGAUCUUGCCAUGGCUUGUAAACUGGACUAUGAUGAAGAUGCUAGUGCUAUGCUGAAGGAAGUCCAGCCGAGGGCCCAGAAGAUUGCUGAACAUCGGCGAAAAUAUGAAAGAAAACGCGAGGAGCGAGAGAUUAAAGAAAGGAUAGAGAGGGUGAAGAAGGCUCGGGAGGAACAUGAGCGAGCCCAAAGGGAGGAAGAGGCCCGGCGAACUUCAGGAGCCCAUUUUGGCUCUUUUCCAGGAGGUUUUCCUGGAGGCAUGCCUGGGAACUUUGGAGGCAUGCCUGGCAUGGGAGGGGCCAUGCCCGGGAUGGCAGGAAUGCCGGGCCUCAAUGAGAUUCUUAGUGACCCGGAAGUGCUUGCAGCCAUGCAGGACCCAGAGGUGAUGGUGGCGUUUCAGGAUGUGGCUCAGAACCCCGCAAACAUGUCCAAAUAUCAGAGCAACCCAAAGGUUAUGAAUCUCAUCACCAAAUUGUCAGCCAAAUUUGGAGGUCAAGCAUAAAUGCCCUUUUAACAAAUAAAGCCCUUACUGACGGAGAAACAACCCAGAUCACUUAAUGGACCUCGCAAUAACACAAACCAAAUGUACCUCUGACCUUCUGGUGAAGAAAGCUGGGGUGCUUGGAAGAUAACUCCCCACCCCGUCCCCCUCCCUGCCCCCAGUGCAACAGGAGCAUUUUACAGAGAUCGGGUAGCCAUUAGUCUAGCAGAUUAUGUUGUCCCACUCUGAAUCACAAGCUUAAGAAACAUAGAAGCAUUUUCCCCAAACUUUAACAUUACUUAAAGGAGAAAGGGAAAGUAGUGUUGAAAUUAUUUUCUUUUUACUCAUCUUUUUGACUUUCCCUUGGACUUGAUUAGCUUUUAGGGUGAGAAAGAAGAGACUUCUAUUCAAGAUUUCUUAUCCAGUCAUGGUGGAAAAUUGGUCUCAUCAGAGAGAGGCGAACAUUCCUCAUUUAACUAUGUAAAAUUUGAAAUGGAUUCGUGCUUCUUGAUGUAUUUUGAUUUUGCUUUUUCCUUUAAAUUCUGAUGUGCUUUUGAAAAACCGCUUAUUUUGACGGCAGAACCAACUGCGGGACCACCAGUGACAUAGUAAAUUCUUGGGCAGAGCCUGGAGCUGCCUGCCUUGAGGGCUACUGCAGUUUGUCCAGUGUUUUCUUCCCUGCACACGCAUUAGAAAGUUGGGGCAUUGUGGGUAAGAACCGAACCACCAAGCCAUGCAUUGUGUUGUGGGCAUACUUUUGGGGAAUGCUUCUGUGAAACUGAUCCACCACCCUGUAACUUUGGCCCCUCUGUUGUCCAGUCUGUCUCUGUAAUAGUGUGUGUUUCUGUUUAGGGAAAGGGAGGAGGAGGCUCCUUUUCUUUCUUCUUGGAUGUGACCUUUCCCCAACAGCAGACACCUGGCUCGGCUCUCUUUUGGGUCUGUGUUUCCAGUUGUUUCCAGUGUCUCUUUCCCCCUCAUUUAAUUAGGCUAAAAAUGGCCCUUGUCCAGUCGAUAUUUCUGAAGGCCGCCAUUCAAACUCCUCUACCAUUGCUGAAUGCUUGGUUUAAUGUAAAAUGCCACACUUACUGUUUCUAUGUAGGCUAAUGCCCUUCACUUCUCCUUUGGCCAAGAGACUUCAUUUUGAUUCUCUGCGACCUUAAGGACCCCAACAUGCUUACUUUUUUUUAACUAAACCAUGGAGGGAAGAAGACGUCCCUGGUUUUUUUUCUUUUACUUGGGAAAUAACCCUUGAAAAUGACAUUUGCAUUAAUCUUUCCAUUUUGGGGAAGGAGGGCAUGAGGAUUAGUGGAUAUGUAAACGUGUAGGUGAACUUGGCUAUGUGAUCCAAUAUUAAAAAUGUGAUUUAUCACUAGAUUAGCUUUGUGAUUAUUUUUGCAUUGUAGGAUUGUUUCUUUUAUGACAUCUCAUUGAUGCUUUCUGUAGGGAGCUGUUGCUACAGUUAACACCUCUGUAUUCCUUUCCUUAAUUGGCUUCAGUAACUAAGUCAGGCACCGCACAGAAAACCGCUCUGGCUCCAGCUCCGGCUCCGGUUUUGCCCACCGUGCAUGAGGCCUCCCAUCUAAAGACAUUCUGAAGGGCAGCUUGUUCUUGGGAUGUUGCCUGUGCGACUAACUGAAAUAGGCAAACUAACGAGUGUGGAAUAUAUACCCUUAUUAGAAGUCAUUGGUAGGUGGGCGACACUUUGCCCAAGUAACGGGGCAGCAAGAGAACGAAGGGUGCCCCAAGGUGGGGACCUUGGGGUCAGGGAGCAGAGUGCGCUGUUGUUUUAACACCUUUCUUACAUUCCCCGCAGAGUGACACCACAAACCCUCCUGGAGUCGCAGCCUUUUCACUUGGUUUAGUAAACCUUGAUGUUUAAGCUGCACAAAAAGCUUGUCACAACUGAUUCUGGGUAAGCCAUUUGGAGCUUAGGAAAAUGGCCUGGGUUCAGUGUUAGGCCUACUUGAUUAGCAAAUACAAAGCUUAUUCUCCAUUGAUUUAGGAAUGCAACUUAAUAGCCAAGCCUGACUUUUUUUUAUCCCUUGUACUAACAACCCUACAAGAAAGAAAGAAAAAUGUGAAGGGAGGGUUUUUGGUUUUCAGGUUUUUUUUUUGUUUGUUUUUGCUGAAAAGUAGAAGUUAUUGGAUAUUUCUAGUCACCUUCACUAAUAAAAGUGUGGUUUUCAAACUGGAA
Messenger RNA from Gracilinanus agilis (Agile Gracile Mouse Opossum), 3203 nucleotides. RefSeq names its product ST13 Hsp70 interacting protein (gene ST13). The record is from RefSeq and is a predicted model, not a curated record. Bases 35 to 1030 code for a protein of 331 amino acids. The transcript is spliced from 12 exons. Gene Ontology annotation, molecular function: Hsp70 protein binding. NCBI's taxonomy places the organism in Eukaryota, Metazoa, Chordata, Mammalia, Didelphimorphia, Didelphidae.